AUGGUUCCUACAUGAAACUCCUCACAACAAGGUCUGUGGAAACAAGCUGAGAGCCAUAUAGUCCCAUCCCUCUGCAACUUUGCCGUGCAACGCCAAGCUGCUGGAUUAAAUAGGUCCUUGGCUGGGUGUAGCUGAGGUGUCUUUGCACUAACUGGGAACACCUGACCAGUGUUUCUAAGUUACUUAAGCCCGCCUGCUCAGACACCAGUGUACAUCAAAGGCAAGUGAUGUCUCACGGAAUGUCAUGAUGUCACCAGCAGGCUUUCCUGUCUUCUAAAACACAACACAGAACAAGAACACAGGUUAGACACUUGAGAGGAAAAUCUCUUGCACCAACACAACCCAACACAAAACACAACACAACCCAAUAUUAACUUAGACAAACAACAACAAACUGAAAUGGCUCCACCAGAAGAAGCCGUUUUGUCCAGGGCUGACUGGGAAAGAAUCCAGUCUUCAUUAAACCAGCCCGAGGCCAAAGUGUACACCAGGCAGCAUGUGAUAGAGAGCAAUGCUCUGAAUCUGAUUUUCAGAACGGAGGAUAAACUCCUGAAAACCCGAUGCAGAAAGCUGCAGGCAACAAAAAAACUUGAGCAGCAGGCAAAGGAGGCACAUUUGAAUAUGCUUGCUGCAGAGGAGGUGGAAUUGAAGAAACAGGACUGGCAGCAAGCGGUUGACGAAGCCAAUAUUAAGAGGUUUCACCAGAAUGACUGGGUCCGUAAAUACAACAGUGCACUCCUAACGACAUAUGUGCAGAAGGAAAAUGAGGCAGUGAUGGAAUUUAACCGAGAAAAACAGAGAACUGCUGAAGAACGAACAAGACAGUAUGAAGAAGAGAUGAGGAGCAGAGAGAACAAAGCUCUGAGACAAGAGCAGGACAAAGCUCGUCAGAGACAGCUUUACAACCAGGCUGUGGCAGACCAUCACAUUGAGCAAAUGAAGGCAAACAAACAGCUGAGAGAGGAAGAAAGACAGCAGGAGAAGGAAGAGAGAGAUAGACUACGGGGCCUUGAUGAAUUGCAUGCACAGGAGCUAAGACAUCAGGCAGAAAUAAAAGCGGAGUCAAAGAAAAGCUGUUUGAAAUAUCACCUGGAGGCUAUCUCCAGUGCAGACCUCAACAGAGAAAGGGAGGCACAGAAACUGAAAACGGAGGAGGAAGAAAGAAAACGUGUUCGGCUUGACAUAGAAGGAAAGCAGAAGCAAAGAAAAAAUGACCAAGCAGCAAAGUUCAGAAAGCACCAGAUACUAAAAGAAAUUGUGACAGACAAAUUGGCAGUCAGAAUGAAGGAGCAGGCUGCCUCUACAACACUGAGGGAGGAGGCGAAAUUGUCUAAGGAAGUGGCUGAACAAGAUGCUCAAGUGGCAAAGCAGCAGAAGGACAAGGAGGAGAAGAGGGCUGCAAUGCUCAGGAGUAUUUCUGCUUACAGAGAAACAAAAAUACAGGAGAAAAAGCAGAAGGAGAAUGCAGAGCAACAGAGCAACCUGGACUGGUUUCAGGCCCGGAAACAAUCUGACAGGUUGUUUCUUGAAGAAGAAAAACAAAAGGCUAAGAGGGCCAGAGAAAAUAAAAUCAAGUGUCGAGUCGCCAAUGUCACCCUGAUGGCUGAAAAUCGUGCUAUCCUUGAUCGGCUGAAAAAGGAGGAACAGAACGCUGCAGAGAAGAAUGCAGAACAGAUAGCUGAGUGGGAUAAACAACUCCAGCAGUAUGUUCAGUGUGAACUUCACGAGGCUGCAGACAGUCGACGAAAUGUUACACAUCUUUUGGCUGCAAGCACAGGUGUCAUUUUUGAUGGGGAGGAGCCUGUCUACUAUUGUAAAAAUGCCGAUGAAAAAAUGCCCAGAUUUGCCACUGACCAGACCUGUUUUAAGAAAUGGGAUCUGGAACGCAACAAGCUGCAGCUUGUCUACAAAGAGGCAGGUAAGGUAGAUCAGAAGCCGACCCACCCCCCACCGAUUUCUAACACAAUCAAGCUAAAAUCUACAGACACUUUAGCGUCAAAGGAGAAAACUGGAGGACGUGGCCCUACUGUUGCUGUGGAGGGGUCCCACUACCUCUCCAAAAAUACAGGUGAUUCAUUUCCCAGAUUUGCCACUGAAAGAUCCCGGUCCACCAAGCAGUAUUUGAAACAGAACAAGCUGCAGCUAACUUACAAAGAGAACAGUAGGAUCGAUCAGCAGCCGACCCACCUCCCACCCAUUUCCACAAAAGAAGCACCAGCAGGACGACGCUGCCCUCCUGCUCGUUGUGGAGGAUUCCCACUACUGUUCUAAGGAAUCGGGUGAAUCAUUGCCCAGAUCAGCCACUGCACGAACCAGGUACAUUAAAUAGUGCCUGGAGCACAACAAGUUGCAGCUUCAGAAGACUUAAUCUACAAUAUUCCUGUUCCCCACCUCUCUUGGCUGCGUCCCCUUUCCCCACUUGUUUUCUCUACAUUCCCUUUCAAUUUCCCUCUUUUCUUCUCUCCCUUCAUUUCAUUCUUUUCUGAUUCUUCUCCUGUUUCUCUUUUUCAGGACAUCACGAGGGCAUUAGUGGUUAGCACUGAUGCCUCACAGCCAGGUUCUGGUUCAGGCCAGAGCUUUCUGUGUGGAGUUUGCAUGUUCUCCUCGUGUGUGUGUGUUUACACCGGGUUCUCCGGGUUCCUCCCACAGUCUAAAAAUAUGAGAGCUAUGUUAAUUGGCAAAAAAAAAAACACCAAACACAAAAAAUAAUAUGAAAUAAAAACAAAUAAAAAAUAAAUAAAUAAAACACAAAUAAUUUAAAUUAAAAUAUUAAAAAACUUAAAAAUAAAACAUCAAAAAAAAAUAUAUGAUGUAUGGAUUUUAAUUUAAAACUGCACAAACUAGGCUAUAUUUAAUCACACACAUAUGGGACUUUGCAAUGUUUGAAUAUGGCUUGUCAAUAUGACACAAUGCCACAUUUUUAGGAGUUCUUGUGUCUAUUCUACCAUAUGUACAAUGAUUUUUUAAAAGUUUUUAAAGAAUUUUAUAUUUUGCAGAUAUAAAUGUGAUAUGCUCAACGCUGUCAUUAAGGUCAAGAGUAUUUCAUAAAUCUGCCUUACAGGUCCUUUUGAUAGUUAGAAGAGAUGAAUAUCACUGAAAAAAAAUUUCUUUCUUUGCUGAGACUGAAUAUCAGUAGCUAGCUAAAGAUAAGUAGGACUAUAUCUUUCCUGAAUGAUUUAGAGAUGAUUUUAAUUUUCACAGAAGGAAGGCUUUCUGUAGCCUCAUUAAUUAAUUUGAAAAAGAUCCUCCAGGAACCCCUUUUAAUGAGGUUCCUUCAGUAACUUCUCCUCUAAAUUCAGCUGUUAAAGGUUCCUAUAGGAACCCCCCCAUGCAAGAGAGGUUCCUGAAUAAGUGUACAGUAAAAGGACAUUUCAAUCAUCCUUACACCACAAGACUUUAGGUAAAUAUUUACACUUUAAUCCAAUCAAAGAGUACAGUACAUUGUAAGGAUGCUGUUAAAACCUACGGCGCACAACAUUAGACAGCUAAUAUUACAGUAAAGUUGACGUCAGCUAGCGCGUAGUGUUGACCUAUCAUUAGUCGAAGUGUUUUCUUGCUGAAUACAAAUCUCAUAGUGCAUUAUAAAAAACACAGUAACAAUGGCUACAGGGAGAAAGGACGACUGCAUGAUCAUGUCAGUAUUUUCAGAUUUUUAUAUUAACGUGAGUACCGUAUUGGUUGAGCAGCUGGCUACAUGGCUAGCUAGCCACUAGUACCCUCGGCGAAGUAUCCUAUAAUAGGGCUAACGUUAGACUGCUAGAUGAGAUAACACCCUCAAUAACAGUCACAGCAGUUCUGAACUUCUGAAAUCCCAUCUGAUAUGCGUCUUCGUUAUACCGUUACAUUGUUUGUGGGAACUAAACCGUCACUAAUGCUAACAGGGAUUAAAGCUGUUCUUUUAAUCGGUGACAACACAUUGGUUAAGGUUGUAAGGACUAUGACUGUUGGUAGUUGUUGUUGAUUUUGUUCAAAUAUCCAGAAUUGUAAUUUUAUGGCUUAUUGUUGUUCGGAGGAUUAAGCGAAGAUAGCUAAUAUGUGCUAACGUCAGUGUCUGUUUUUUCAACUAUAGUGGCAACUAUACCAUGUGAUACCAACGUCGUUAUACUAUUGGCUCACAAGCCUUGUUAAAAGCAGGAACAAAAUGUCAGAAAUCUUACACAGAGAUAAACAAAACAUUCAUUUUG
This is a messenger RNA of Siniperca chuatsi (mandarin fish), 4184 nucleotides long. Its product is annotated as coiled-coil domain-containing protein 173-like. NCBI's taxonomy places the organism in Eukaryota, Metazoa, Chordata, Actinopteri, Centrarchiformes, Sinipercidae. The record is from RefSeq and is a predicted model, not a curated record. The coding region runs from base 400 to 2271 and encodes 623 amino acids. The transcript has 3 exons.